GAUUUUUCCGAGAUCUACCAGAACCUUUGUUGACUAUCAAAUUGUCGCCAUAUUUCCUGAAAGCUUCAGCUAAAAAAGACUCACAAGAAAAGCUGACGUACUAUAAAAAGUAUUUGGCUUUGUUACCCAUGAUUAAUGCAGCCACUUUGAAAAAACUCGUUGGACAUUUGCACUUUAUACAGAGUCAGCAGAGCAAAAAUUUAAUGACUGUGGAUAAUUUGGCGGCAAUUUGGGGGCCCACUUUACUUAAAAGCCAGGUUGGUCUAUCUGAAUAUUCUACUGUUGAAUACACCGUGAUUGUCGACUUAAUAACAAUGUACAGACAAUUGUAUGAGUUAACAGAUGAUGAUUUAAAUAAAGAAAGUCUUAUGUUGACUGUAUUGAUGAGGUAUCAUAGUGCUGCUAAUAGUAUUGCUCCGAUUAAACCUUCAGGAGAUAUCAGGAUGUGGAUUCAGCUUGAGAAUGCUACUAAAGAUUGUGUGCCAAUAUCGGUAACUCCUCAAAUGACUGCCAAUGAUAUUUGUUACGCUAUGAGCAGUAAAAUGGGUAUAAAUGGUCACGAAUUAAUUGUUGAAGAAAAUGUUCUGCAAGGACAACUAAAGCGUCCUAUGCAUUUUAGUGAAAGCAUUUUGGAAACAGUGCUCAGGUGGGGAUAUUGGAAUGAUGAGGAUAGAAAAGAUAAUAUUUUAGUCGUAAGAAAAGAUAACUUCUUUAGAGAAGUAGCACCGUUUUCCUGCGCACCUUGCACCAUGUCUGGUGAAUUAAAGUUCGCAGACACGAAGAGCAAAAGUUUCAAAGUUCAAACAUUCGAUUACAAUCAAGCAAAAUUGACAUAUUACAAAGAUAAAAGUGGUGCGAAUAGAGUUUGCGAAUGGAAAAUAGAAGAAAUUGUUUGGUAUCUAGGAUUUGAAACAAAAAGAAACCCACAGUCUUUAUGGGCAGUCACUUUUGUACCUAGGAUAAAUAAACCCAAAAGGUCGAAAGACAAUCCAUUUUUUGGUUGCACGAUUGCUGGUUCCAACACUCGUGAUAUGUUGAAAUGGCUUGGAGUCAUGCUUUGUUCAGAAUAUCCUCGUGGAGUUAUAGCUCCUGCAAGACUUUUAUUGGAAUGAACUUUAAACUGGUGAAAAGUAUACAAAAGACUGAUAUUUGACUUUACUUUGAUGUACCAAGUAGUCAUUAGAGGUAAUGUGAUUAGAAAUAAUUUUAUAUUUGUUAUAAAAUAUAUUGAAAUCAUGGUAAGUUUAUUAAUAAGAAUAUUAGGAAUGAUUAAUUUCGAGAAGGCCAUCACCAUUAUGACUUAUAUUUGUCUUCGCAUAUGCAAAAUGUAUAUAUAAAGGCAUUUAAGCCUAAUUAUAAUUGCUGACAAAGAUAAUAAUAUUUACAAUUGUUCUGAUGACAAUAGCACUGAUGAUGUAUGGGAAAAUAAAUGCAAAGGUAAGGCUGUUUAAUUUUCCUUCAUUUAAAAUUUGUUGACCAGAGUACAGAAUUUUAUAUUAAAAAUAUAUUAUGCAUAAUACACUUUAGUAUUCAUUAAUACUAAGUAUUAUAAUACUUUGUGUUUAAAUGUAGUUAUGGUAUGCGAUGUAAUAUAUAUAAUAUAAUAUAGCAACAUAACAUUUUAACUUUUAUUGUAA
Messenger RNA from Ctenocephalides felis (cat flea), 1637 nucleotides. RefSeq names its product arf-GAP with Rho-GAP domain, ANK repeat and PH domain-containing protein 2-like. The record is from RefSeq and is a predicted model, not a curated record. NCBI's taxonomy places the organism in Eukaryota, Metazoa, Arthropoda, Insecta, Siphonaptera, Pulicidae. The transcript has 8 exons. The coding region runs from base 129 to 1112 and encodes 327 amino acids. Gene Ontology annotation, biological process: signal transduction.